This is a messenger RNA of Glycine soja, 2282 nucleotides long. Its product is annotated as serine/threonine-protein kinase PCRK1-like. The record is from RefSeq and is a predicted model, not a curated record. The coding region runs from base 358 to 1809 and encodes 483 amino acids. Gene Ontology annotation, biological process: protein phosphorylation. Gene Ontology annotation, molecular function: ATP binding; protein kinase activity. NCBI's taxonomy places the organism in Eukaryota, Viridiplantae, Streptophyta, Magnoliopsida, Fabales, Fabaceae. The transcript has 5 exons.
AAUCAAUCACCCAAAAGAUAAAAAGGGGAGAAGAGACAAGGCUGCGUGUGUGCCACCUUGACUUGACUAGCUCAAUUAUGCUUCUUGCCCAUUACAAGAACACAACAACAAGUAACAACAUUUCCUCGUUGUGUUUGUUUCUUUUCUUCGACUCUUUAUUACUUGGUCUCUCUAACCCGGAAGACACGUUCACACCACACAGUUUUUUGGAUCUUAAAUAAUACUAUAGGGAUAUCUAAUUGUACCAAUUAAGGUUGUUUUUGCUUGAUUUGCCUUCCAAUUUGGUUCGUGAGCUGACCCUGCAAGCCGUGCAGAGACCUCUAUUGGAGUCUUUCUCUUUGUUCUCCUCUUUUUUGGAUGCAAUGGCUUAAUUGGGUCUUCUCUUCUCAGAAUCUGGGUACCAAAAACAGAAGAGAAAAAAGGGGAUUUUUGGUUUUGUUGAGCUCAGAGAAGCUGAGGCUUUUUGGGAUCAAACUAUAUCUGUUUGAACUUGAGUCUAGUUCAAGUCAGGUUGCAAUGAAGUGUUUUCCAUUCUACUUUGGAGAGAAGAAGGAUGGUCCUAAGAGCUUGCAGUCAAUAUCGGGCCAGUCUAACAGUUCUACUUAUGUUGAGGCUGAGAUGAGAAGAUCUGGUUCUGAAUUGAACUCUAUGGAUGCCUCAGAUAACAGCACAGACUCACUCAGGAGAAGUGCAUUUCCCAGUUUGUCUCAAAGACCCAGCAACCUCAGAGAAUUUACUGUAUCUGAACUGAAAACAGCCACAAAGAGUUUUAGUCGCUCAGUCAUGCUUGGAGAAGGUGGGUUUGGGUGUGUCUACAAGGGGUUGAUCAAGAGUGUAGAUGAUCCUUCCACAAAAAUUGAAGUUGCAGUUAAACAACUUGGCAGAAGAGGAAUUCAGGGGCAUAAGGAAUGGGUGACAGAAGUGAAUGUUCUGGGUAUUGUGGAGCAUCCCAAUCUGGUGAAACUAGUGGGAUACUGCGCUGAUGAUGAUGAAAGAGGAAUCCAGCGGCUUCUGAUUUAUGAAUAUAUGCCUAACAGAAGUGUGGAACACCAUUUAUCGCCACGAUCAGACACUCCUCUGCCAUGGAGUAGGAGGUUGAAAAUAGCCCAAGAUGCAGCUCGUGGCUUGACAUACCUGCAUGAGGAAAUGGAUUUUCAGAUAAUUUUCAGAGAUUUCAAAUCUUCAAAUAUCCUUCUGGACGAGCUGUGGAAUGCAAAACUAUCAGACUUCGGGCUAGCUAGAUUGGGACCAUCUGAUGGGCUGACUCAUGUCUCCACAGCGGUCGUAGGAACAAUGGGUUAUGCAGCUCCAGAAUAUGUUCAAACUGGACGUCUCACGUCAAAGAGUGAUGUAUGGAGCUAUGGUGUCUUCCUUUAUGAACUCAUCACUGGCCGCCGUCCAAUUGAUCGAAAUCGCCCCAAGGGUGAGCAGAAGCUGUUGGAAUGGGUAAGGCCAUACCUUUCAGAUGGGAGGAGAUUUCAACUAAUAUUGGAUCCAAGACUUGAGAGAAGACACAUCCUCAAGUCAGCUCAAAAACUUGCUAUAAUAGCUAACAGAUGCUUGGUUAGAAACCCAAAGAAUCGCCCGAAGAUGAGUGAAGUGUUGGAAAUGGUGACUCGGGUUGUGGAGUCUUCAGUGAGUACUAAUCUACAGCCACCCUUGAAGAGUGUAGCCUCAGCAGAAGCUUCUCAGGCUGCUGAAAUAAAGAACAAAAAAGUGACCAUGGAUCAAAACCCAGAUUGCAAUUGGUUAAGGAUGUGGAGGCCAAAGCUUUUAAGAGCAUUAGAUUGUUGUAGCUUUAAAGUUUAAACUGGUCAAGGCAAUGAAUUGGAGGCAAAGUUUAUUUAUGAUAAGAAUCAUCUAUUAUUGCCAUACUUGGAAACCACAAAGAGCAGCUCAUGUUAAUGCUAUUGUUGUCAUGAAAAGGAAAUGUCAAACCUCUUCAUCUCCCAUACCAAAGUGUAGUAUAAACUGGUUGUGCUACUUAGGGGUGCUUUCUAGCUUAUCAAGCUAUUUAAUGAAAUUUUGAGGGAUGCUAUAUUCAAGUAGGUAAGAGGAAUGAAUUGUGUAUUUCAAGGUAGAGGCUGGAUUUCUACGAUAUGCUAGCUAUGUUGAUGAGCCUCAUGCAUCUAGCUGUUCUAGAUCUUACAGAAGCCACAAUACAGAAAAGUGAAAAUUAAUCACUAUAAUGCAUGUAAAAUACUUCAGUUGUAAAUUCUAUAUCUUUAUGUUCACUUUUUUUUGUAUAAAUAUACAUGUUGCAAUUUUAUUCCUUACAUCUA